Molecule: messenger RNA, 1005 nt
Organism: Solea senegalensis (Senegalese sole)
Lineage: Eukaryota; Metazoa; Chordata; Actinopteri; Pleuronectiformes; Soleidae
Product: odorant receptor 131-2-like
Exons: 1
Coding region: 11-991 (326 amino acids)
Biological process (GO): G protein-coupled receptor signaling pathway
Cellular component (GO): membrane
Molecular function (GO): G protein-coupled receptor activity
Source: RefSeq, a predicted model, not a curated record
UUAAAUUUAGAUGGUUCUGGUCUGUGAAGUCAUCAUCUGUGUCAGAAUGGCUUCACAGAGCUCAGCAGGAGACACUGAGAUGAAUUCAAACAACACAGUGUUUGGUCCGACUUUAGCACAGCGGCACAGUAAGGUCAUUAUCGUGCAGGUGCUGGUGGUGAUUUUUCUCUGCAUCAACUUGUUGCUGAUCGUGACCUUUUUUAAAAACCAGUCUUUCUACACAACUGCUCGCUACAUCCUCUUUGCUGUGACGUUACUGUCGGACAGUUUCUUGUUCUUAGUGUCCGACCUUCUUUUCAUCUUCGCCGUUUUUCAAGUCACCAUGUGGGUAUCGUUGUGCAGCGUCAUCUGCAUCAUUAUGGGCUUGUACCUCAUCGUCACACCGGUCACUCUCACAGCGAUGACGCUGGAGCGAUACGUGGCCAUUUGUAUGCCCUUACGUCACACAGAGUUGUGCUCCACACGCAACACUCUACACGUCAUCCUCGUCAUUCACGGCCUCAGCUCUGUGCCCUAUGCCGUCGUUCUUUUCACCUUCUUUGCUUCAGCAUCUCUUGACUUUUACUAUCAAUACAGGAUAUGCUCUGUGGAGAUUUUAAUUGUGUAUAAAUGGCAGGAUCACGUCAGGUCAGCUGUGUUUCAGUUCUACUUCCUCAUCAUGUGUCUCAUCAUCAUGUUGUGCUACGUUAAAGUAAUGCAAGUGGCCAGAACUGCGUCAGACGAUGAUAAAAUAUCGAGCAAAGGACUCAAGACAGUGACUCUUCAUGCUUUCCAGCUGCUCCUCUGUCUCAUCCAGUUUUGGUAUCCUUUAAUAAUGUCCAGUCUAAUUCAUAUUGAUUUCACUGACUUACAACAUGUCCGUUUUUUCAGCUACAUAAUGUUUAAUCUUGCACCGCGGUGUCUUAGUCCUCUCAUUUAUGGCCUCAGGGAUGAAAUGUUUUUCACUGCAAUGAAAAAAUGCCUCUCCUGUGGCUUGUGUGACAGACAAUAAAAACAUUAACAUUU